AUGGCUGUCAAUGAGGUCCAAGUUUUUCAAUUAGCCGUCAGGGACCAGUUUGGUCGCCUGACGGAUCGGGAGAAACGAUAUGCGCAUCACAUGGCCCGUGCUUCUUGGGCGGGAGCAAGAAUCAUCUUUCGGCAGGUUUCUCCUGAAUCCGCCUUAAUUUUUGACUUCAUCAUGGAGCUUCAUCAGGUUUGCUCUGGGGACUGGGAAUCUUUGAUCUGUCCCGGGGUAACAAAGGAAGAUAUCCAACAUUUCAAGACCUACGCUGCUACGUUUUUGUCAAAUGUUGGUAACUAUUAUGGUUCUGGCGACCAAAAAUUCAUCCCUCAAGUGGAGAGCACUGUCCUCCAGAAACUAUCAGAGAAGUCCUCUACUUUGAGCAGUCUGUAUGAUGGACUCUCCGACCAGAUCCUCGCAACGCCGCCAUACAGUCUUGGAUAUUCAAGCGAAACCGCUCAGACGGCUUAUUAUCCAGGAGGUAAUCUGAAGGAAACCGAUAUCACAAUGUUGUCAAAGUUUCUCGAGCAAAAUCACAUCCACCCCGAAAAUACUAGACUGCAGAAAGUCGGUGAUGGGAAAUAUGAGAUUCUUCUUGCCUCUGUUGAAUCAGGCAAACAAGGGCACCUUUCUCUAUCCAACGGUACAGGAUCAGUGCAGAUCGUAAAGGGUGACCAUUCUUCCGGCCUUCAACGUGUGUGUCAUGAACUCGCAGAGGUGGCCAAAUAUACCGCAAAUGACCUCCAAAGCCGAUUUCUCGAAAAAUACAUCGAAAGCUUUCAAACCGGGAGUCUAGACAUGUAUCGAGAAUCCCUACGAAUCUGGGUCAAAGAUAAAGGGCCUCGCGUAGAAAACAUUUUUGGAUUUGUUGAGCCGUACCGAGAUCCACACGGUAUCCGAGCAGAAUUUGAAGGACUCGUUGCUAUUGCCGACGAUGAGGAAACCAAACUUCUAGCCAAGUUAGUUGAGAACUCGGCCACCUUCAUUCGUCGGCUCCCAUGGGCAACGGCGGAGAAUAAUGGAAAGGGACCAUUCGAAAAGAGUCUUUUUGAGCCUCCGGACUUUUCUAGCAUCCAUUCGCUUGCAUACUGCUCGAGUAUAAUUUUCCCAGGAAUUAAUGUUCCCAACUACAACGACAUUCGCCAGGAGGAUGGCUUCAAAAAUGUUAUCAUAUCUAACCGAAUGGUCACUGAGAGCCAGGCGAAACAGUAUCCUUUUAUACAUGCUUCGGAGGCAGAAACCUUUCAGAAGCACAAGUUCCCAGCUUAUUACUGGUGGGUUGUUCUCCAUGAGCUUCUCGGCCAUGGUACAGGCCAAAUGAUGGUAGAGCACUCAGAGGGAAAGUUCAACUUUGACAUCAACAACCCGCCAAUCAAUCCGCUCACAAAUCAACCCAUUUCGACCUGGUAUAAACCUGGGCAGACCUGGACAGGAGAAUUUGGAGACUUGGCAACCACGGUGGAUGAGUGUAGAGCGGAACUCGUCGGCGCUUACUUGAUGGACGAUGUUGAGCUCCUUGAAUUAUUUGGCUUCUCGGAGACCUCUGAAUUUCGCGCAGAUGACUUAACGUAUAAUCUAUACCAACAGCUAGGUGUUGACGGUUUGCGAGGGCUAUCCAACUUCAACGUAACCAAUAGCAAAUGGGGCCAGGCGCAUAGUCGAGCGCACUUCGCGAUGCUCAAGUGUUUGAUCCGCGAUGGCGACGGUGUUGUUACCAUUGUUCAUGAUAAGCUAGGCAACAAUCUUACAGUCCACGUAGAUCGCUCCAAAAUCCGCACCCAUGGAAAAGCAGCUCUCGGAAAAAUGCUUCUACAUUUGCACAUGUUCCGAUGCACGGCUGACGCGGAGAGUUGCCGGGCCUAUUAUGAGGAACUGUCCAUGGUGGAAGAGGAACACUUGUCCUGGCGCGAGACGGUGCUCUUGAAGAAGCCUCCCCCAAUGAUUUUUGUGCAUGCCAAUACUUUCCUUGACGGGGACAAGGUUACUGUAAAGGAGUAUGAGCCUACUAUCGAGGGUCUUAUACAAAGCUGGACUGAGAGAAAUAUUUGA
Clonostachys byssicola is the source of this 2043-nucleotide messenger RNA. NCBI's taxonomy places the organism in Eukaryota, Fungi, Ascomycota, Sordariomycetes, Hypocreales, Bionectriaceae. The record is from the annotation of a GenBank genome assembly.